Molecule: messenger RNA, 419 nt
Organism: Python bivittatus (Burmese python)
Lineage: Eukaryota; Metazoa; Chordata; Lepidosauria; Squamata; Pythonidae
Product: mid1-interacting protein 1A-like
Biological process (GO): regulation of lipid biosynthetic process
Cellular component (GO): cytosol
Source: RefSeq, a predicted model, not a curated record
AUGGAGAAUCACUAUGGAGAGAGAAUCCUCAUGCAAAGAUACUUCUCCGCUGUCCGUAACAUGGAGCAAACGGUGAUGUUUCCCAGCCUUCUCCAGGGGGUGUUGUUGGAAAAUCAGGAAAAUAUAGUUGAAGACAAUUCUAAUACGAAAUGCUCCAGCGACAGAGAUCUGUAUGAACACUACACGCUUCUAAAAUCCAUCAAGUCAAUGGUUGAGAACGGCCUACCUCCUCUUAAUGACAAGAAUCUCAGCUCCAGGGAAGAAGCUACAGAGAAGACAGAUCUUGAAGGACUCUUUCAGUAUCACAUAUCUGGCUUAUAUCAUGUCCUCAGCCAACUGACAAGUAGAGCCAACACUGUGACUUCUAAGUACAAUGAAAUUCUGGGGCAGAUCAAUCAGAACGGGAUUCCUUUCCGUUG